Haliotis rufescens (red abalone) is the source of this 5148-nucleotide messenger RNA. Its product is annotated as pleckstrin homology domain-containing family H member 1-like. Gene Ontology annotation, cellular component: cytoskeleton. The transcript is spliced from 29 exons. The record is from RefSeq and is a predicted model, not a curated record. Bases 316 to 4674 code for a protein of 1452 amino acids. NCBI's taxonomy places the organism in Eukaryota, Metazoa, Mollusca, Gastropoda, Lepetellida, Haliotidae.
UCCGGUUUUCAAUACACCGACGGAGAAGCCUGUUGAACAUAAAACACGAACCAUGCGCAGUUUUGUUAUUUAAAUGUCCAUCGCAUAUUAGUUCAUUAUACCGUAAUUUACUUAUAGUCUUCAUCUAGCCUUCAUAGGGAAAAGGAAUUGUCUUGCAAGCAACGGUGAUACUUGCGACUGAAUGGGUGUCAACAAAGUCUCGGCUAAGACAGAGGUGUCAAGUGUCACAUCAGAAAUCGAUCAUCUUUUUAUGACAGUGUGCAAUUCCGGUACUUACAGCUGAGACUGUAGCUACACCGGUCCCUUUACUGUGGGAUGGAGAGUGAAGAAAGUGGCGUCUGCACACAGUCUGUCCGGCCGGAGUCCGUCUGCUCGCCCAAGUCUGAGGUUGCCAGUCCAGAUUCUGUUGUCCUUGAGUCUAUUAGUCCUGAGUCAGUUUGUCCAGACUCGGAGAGUCCCCACUCAGGAUCUACCAGCAGUGAAAACUCUAAUUGGCAGUCACGAUGUCAACUUUUAGAAGGGUCCUUGCUCCGUUUUCAGCAACAAGCAACUCGGAUACGAGAAAAUCUUGGACACCAGAUGAGAGACUUGGAGGAGAAGCUGUCAAUGAGUGAAGCUCGGGCCGAGACAGCUGAACAACAGCUUGAGGUGAUGGAGCAGCAGCUGGCGGCCAUGAACUGGAAGCCCUGUGACCUGGAGAAGAGGGUGCAGGACCUGGAGAGAGAGCUACAAGAGAAGGACAAACGGCUACGGGCCAUGCAGCACCAUCUGGAGGAGCAGACUCAGUUGAGACAUCAUGACGCCAGAAUCGUAGAAGCCAAAGCUCUCAAGAUCAAAGAGUGGGUCACGAACAAACUGCAUGAGCUGGAGGAGCAGAACCAUGAGAUCCAGCGUGAGAACGACAUGCUGCAACAACAGGUGGAGCUGCUACGUGAUCGCCUACAGUCUCUCCCUGCACAGGCCGUCAAGGAAAUAUACAGACUCAGCCUUGAGAUGCAGGAGGGAUCCAUCUCCAGAUCUACGUCCAGAGGAUCAGAGCCACCUGAGAUUCCACAGCGUCCUCGCAGCUCCGUGCUGGAAGCCAUGCAUCGAGAGAUGUCCAGCAAACAAAGUAGCUUGGAGGAUGCGGAGGAACACAUUUCUGAAGGAGAGAGUGAGGAAUCCAUGGGGGACAUGGACCAUGAGCAGCUGUACCAGGAGGUGGAUGCAAACCACGAAAGCAUCUACGAACCAAAACGUUUAAAUCCACCUCAGAUCAAAAUUGAACGGAAAAUUCUGCAGAGUGCCCAUUUACUUGAUUCUCUCGUCAGUUCUUGCAAUGGAAGUGAAGAAAUGUUGGAGCGGGCUCGGGUGUCCAUAUCGCAGAUUCAGAAGGAGUUCAACGGACAUGAGGUUGAUGAACAAGAUCUCAUCAUUGCUGAGGAAAUCACUCCGAUCAGUCUCACCCCCAAAACUCCCAUGACCCCCCUCACACCUUUCCUUCCUGAUGCACCGCCAAGCACGCCAACAAAUUUCUUCAGCGUCAACUUUGAUGCUUCGAACAUUUCAGCAAUAGCGACGUUACCCAGAGUGAGAAAGGAGAAGUUGCCAGGGGCCUUCAUUCACUCCGACAACACUGCCAGGGAGUUUAUUCCACACAGGGAGCUGAUCACGGGAGUGGAUAUUCAGGUGCACCAUUUUGCCAAUUCGGAGCCAACGGACAUAGGGGCAGCAGGGAGGAGAUCAGUGACAAUAACCAACAAUGUGCCUAAACAAACAGAACAGACCUCGGGACCUCACACCAAACCAGUUACCUCAGAGAAAAGAAUCUAUGCAGUAGCCAAUAAGCGGACCAAAGGAUGGAGAAAAGUGUCAGAGGUGAAAGAACCUUCCCCAAUAAUGGAGAACCACGCGGCCAACAACUUGUACAGGGACUUCACCGUGCCGGUGUAUGCAACUCUCAAAGGGAAAGCUGCUCAGAUCCGCAGCACACCUUUCAUGGAAGAGACAUCAUCCGAUUCUUCUGAGAAUGAGGAGGAGAUUCCUGUUGCCGUGGUAGCGCCGAGCCAGUCUGCUGCUGGUGUGAGCAGCAUGGCCACCGACACAGUGCAAGUGAAGACCCCCAGUGCCCAGACCACACCCAAACCUGUCAGAAGUGCAUCCUGCCACUCUGCUGCGUCCGAGGUGUCAUGUGACUACGCACUUCCCCCAGAUGACUCCUCGGGCAAGAGUGACUCGGACACGUCAGAACCAGAACAGAAACUGCUCAAAUUUGCUGCAGAUAGUCAGAAACAUGAUACAUUGGAGAAGUGUGGCUACCUGUCAAAGCUGAGUGGCAAGGUGAAGACGUGGAAGCGGCGCUGGUUCACGCUAAGGAACGGGGAACUGUUCUACUACAAGUCACAGCAUGACGUGCUAAGGAAACCACAGGGCUCCAUCAAACUGGACGAACAGACGCGCAUCUCUCGAUCUUCUGCAGAGCUCACUUUCGAAAUAACUAACCCAAAGAAGACCUACUACUUAUCAGCCAACUCCAUAGCAGAAAUGGACAGAUGGAUGCGAUUACUUAACCGAGUAAUCAAGAGACAAGCAACAAGCUAUCUACUGGACAAUAUGGAUGGCAAGGCAGUUGUCAAGGGGUGGAUUACCAAGGUGAAGAACGGAACAACUCGCAGAUGUUGGUGUGUGCUGCUCAGUCGCCACUUUCUCUACUACAAGACGCCAUCAGACAAAACCCCGAUUGGUCAGAUCCAGCUACGAGACGUGAGGUUGGAGGAAAUUGACGGGACAUGUGACUCGGACGAUGAGUCGGAUGUUGCUACCCCGUCGCGUCACGUCAUCGCCAUCUGGCCACCAUGUCAGGGACCAACAUAUCUCGUGAUUCCCACCAAACAGGAAAAGGAUUCCUGGCUGUACCAUCUCACAGUAGCCACAGGGGGAGGGGCCGGCACUGUCGGCACUGAUUUCGAGCAGCUGGUGUCUAAACUCAUGGAGGCAAAUGGAGAUCCAAACUCCGUGAUGUGGAAACAUCCGAUCCUGCUCCACACGAAGGAGCCAAUCAGUCGGCCCAUGACCACGCUGCCUUCCGAGGACUUGCAGGAGAAGGCUGUUGAACUGUUCAAGUCUAUGUACCAGUUCAUCAACACUGUGAUUGAGUCUCCGUCCCUGGAGUUCCACGUCACUCUGGCACAGUCCAUUCUUCACUCCUGCCUAGAACACCCCGAGCUGCAAAAUGAACUCUACUGUCAGCUGAUCAAGCAGACGUCUCGUCACCCCGGACACCACAAAACAGCCAUGCAGAAUCUCCUCCUGUGUGGCAAACAUUCCUGGUUCCUGUGUGACGGGUCUCCCACCUCCCCCACCUCGUCUGUAAUGGACUUGUCCGACUCCAAGAUGAACCCACAGGCCCAUGUUAUUAUGCAGGGGUGGCAGCUUAUGUCUCUGUGUGUGUCCCUCUUCCUUCCCAAACAAAGCGUCAUGUGGCUGCUCAAAGUACAUCUCCAGAGACAUGCAGAUCCCAGAACGGAACCGGGCAAGUAUGCAAUAUUCUGCCAGAGGGCACUGGAGAGAAUUAUUCUGAAGGGUGUGCGUGAGUCGAAGCCGUCGCGGAUGGAGGUGAUGUCCAUGCUGCUGCGGCACCCGUAUCACCAUUCUCAACCAAUCAGUAUUCCAGUUCAUUUUCUCAACGACACAUACCAGGUUGUCAGUUUCGAUGGGUCCACUACAGUACAGGAGUUCCUGGGAUCACUGCACAAGAUGAUCUCCGUGCGAGACUGUAGCCAGUCAGGGUUUGCCCUCUACACGGACGACCCUGCCGGGACCCAGACAGAACACUGCUUACAAACUCAUCUCAAGGUCUGUGAUAUAAUCUCCAAGUGGGAACAAGCCUUUCGUGAUCAUCACUCAGGGAACCUUGACCAGAGCAAGGCCAUCAGAAUACUCUACAAGAAUAGGUUAUAUUUUAGCCGCAAUAGUCGUAGUGAGAUGGAGAAGGAAAAACUCCUGCUGGCUUACCAAGUGAACGAUGAGAUUGUCCAUGGACGCUUCCCCCUCAACCGAGACCUUGCUCUAGAGCUGACCUCACUCAUGGCUCAGGUGGAGUUUGGGGACAUGAGGAUGGAGGCAUCAUCAAGCGGCAGCGCAGCAUCAUCAACAUCAUCCACAGCACAUCAGCACCUCAUCACCGCCGUCACCAAGUUCUACCCAAAGAAAUACCAUGUCACACAACCAGAAGAACAAGCUUCGCUCCUGGAGAGGCUCGCUGAACGCUGGUUGUCACUUCAAGGUCGGACGUCUGCAGACUGUAUCCGUGUGUAUCUCGCUGUGGCCAGGAAGUGGCAGUACUACGGAGCAAAGCUGUUCAGAGCCAAGAUAAAGUGUCCGCCAAGUUCAGAUGAAGACAUCUGGCUAGCUGUGCAGGAGGAUGGUGUCUCAGUUCUCGAACUUGUAUCUAUGCAACCAGUAGCCCUGUACGACUUCAAAUCAAUCAUCACUUUUGGCGGGUGGAAGAACGACUUCAUGGUGGUGGUGAACCAGCUCGUGGAGUCCGCUCCGCACCACUAUGAACACCACACGGAGAAACUCAUCUUUGCCAUGUCACAACCCAAGAUCCUGGAAAUCACUUUGUUGAUUGCGGACUACAUCAAUAUUAAACUUCAGCAGCCUUCACCAGAAGCCAUGAAUGGGGACACAUAGCAGCAGUUAUCUCCCCUUGGACUUAGAGUUACUUCCCCUAGUCAUGUUACCUUUCAAAAGCAAUCUAUUACACUGACACUGCUGAACAUUUGACAGCUUGAUAUUUCAUUGCAGGGAUGUGAUCAUUGAAUGUUACUCAUUUGUUUGACUUGUAUUGUUGAGUUUGGUUCUGUUCUUGACCUAGAUGUGAGUGUACAUUUUCACCCAUGAUACCUCAUGUGAUCUAUUGAAUUGUGUGCGUUAUGUGUUGAUGUGUGUUUCACUGUUAAUCGUGCACGCAACAUCCUUGACCUGUAAUAAUUAUGACAUCACUCUUUAGAAACUGCAACUGACAUGGCUUUCAUAUUGAAUUUUUUUUCACAAUUUUCAUGGAUAGUACCAUAUUUUCUUGAGUAUAGUGCAUACUUUUUUUAAAAAAACACAGCUGUGUAGAAGGGGGUGCGCAUUAUACACGCCAUAAUGAGUUUUAAUGUU